Bactrocera neohumeralis is the source of this 660-nucleotide messenger RNA. RefSeq lists its product as uncharacterized. The record is from RefSeq and is a predicted model, not a curated record. NCBI's taxonomy places the organism in Eukaryota, Metazoa, Arthropoda, Insecta, Diptera, Tephritidae. The transcript has a single exon. Bases 1 to 660 code for a protein of 219 amino acids.
AUGAAUCCACAGGUUCCGGUCGUUAACUCCACAGAAAUACCAACUGGUUCCGAUUACGAUGGUUCAGAAAUACAGGUUCCGGUCGAUAACUCCUCAAAAACACCUACUGGUUCCGAUUCCGAUGGUUCAGAAACACAGGUUCCGGUCGAUAGUUCCUCGGAAAUACCAACUGGUUCCGACUACGAUGGUUCACAAACACAGGUUCCGGUCGAUAACUCCUCAGAAACACCUACUGGUUCCGAUUACGAUGAUUCAAAAACACAGGUUCCGGUCGUUAGUUCUUCGGAAAUACCGACAGGUUCCCACCACGAUGAGUCAGAAACAGAAAUUCCAGUCGAUAACUCCUCAGAAAUACCAAGUGAUUCCGACUGCGAUGGGUCAGAAACUCAGGCUCCAACCGAUAAUUCCUCUGAAAUACCAACUGGUUCAGAUUACGAUGAAUCAGAAACUCAGGCUCCAACCGAUAAUUCCUCUGAAAUACCAACUGGUUCAGAUUACGAUGAAUCAGAAACUCAGGCUCCAAUCGAUAAUUCCUCAGAAAUACCAACUGGUUCAGAAACACAGGUUCCAGUCGAUGUUUCCUCAGAAAUACCAAGUGUUUCUGACAACGAUGAGUCAGCGACACUAACUGAAUCCAACCCCGGUGAGUGGGCAGCAUAA